AUGUCCCUCACUAGCGGUGCGACCUCUUCGAGCUCGCCUUGCGCGGCAUGUAAAUUUCUACGACGGAAGUGCACUGCCGAAUGCGUAUUCGCACCUUACUUUCCUGCGGAUCAGCCUUUGAAGUUUGCGAAUGUGCAUAGAAUUUUCGGGGCCAGCAAUGUCACCAAGAUAUUGCAGGACUUGCCAGAAUCGAGCCGAGCAGAUGCGGUGACCUCGUUGGCUUUCGAGGCCGAGGCGAGAAUGAAGGAUCCGGUUUACGGAUGCUCGGGCGCCAUCUCGUUGACGCAGAGAAGAAUCUUGGAGUUGCAAGGAGAAGUUCAGGAACUGCUGGACCAAGUUAACUAUUUGGAGGAUAAGAAGCGCAAGCGAUUGACUCAGGGGUCAAGUGGUACCCCCAAUCCCUCAACCGUCGUUAACGACGGUUGA
Messenger RNA from Marchantia polymorpha subsp. ruderalis, 426 nucleotides. NCBI's taxonomy places the organism in Eukaryota, Viridiplantae, Streptophyta, Marchantiopsida, Marchantiales, Marchantiaceae. The record is from the annotation of a GenBank genome assembly.